Rotaria sp. Silwood1 is the source of this 576-nucleotide messenger RNA. The record is from the annotation of a GenBank genome assembly. NCBI's taxonomy places the organism in Eukaryota, Metazoa, Rotifera, Eurotatoria, Philodinida, Philodinidae.
AUGGGUAAUGAUCAGCUUACGAAAACAACUUUAACUGAACUUACAGAAAAACAGAUAAAUAUGCUUAAAACAGUUACCAAAUAUACUGAAAACGAAAUUCGACAAUGGCAUGAGGGUUUCAUUCGUGAUUGUCCAAAUGGUCGAUUGGAUAAAAAACGAUUUAUUCAAGAUUAUCAGAAAUUUCAUCCCGAGGGAAAAGUAGAUAACUAUUGCAAAUAUGCAUUUAAUACAUUCGAUACCAAUAAUGAUGGUACAAUUGAUUUUCAAGAAUUUUUGCUAGCCAUUGCAGCUUCAGUUCAAGGCUCUAUUGAUGAUCGUCUUGGCUUUGCUUUUGAUGUUUAUGAUAUCUCACAUGAUCGAGUAAUCGAUCAAAAAGAACUGACUGCAAUAAUCGUAGCUAUAUAUGAUCUCCUUGGUGAAACGGAUCGUAAAGGUGAUCAUGAUCCGAAAAAGGUUGCUGCAGAUAUUAUAGCACAACUUGAUGUUAAUGGUGACAAGAAAUUGAAUAAGGCUGAAUUCAUUACUGGAUGUAAACACAAUGAGUCUGUUGCUCGGUUACUGGCUCCUAGUAUUUAA